Pararge aegeria (speckled wood butterfly) is the source of this 5792-nucleotide messenger RNA. RefSeq names its product serine/threonine-protein phosphatase 6 regulatory subunit 3 (gene fmt). The transcript has 19 exons. The record is from RefSeq and is a predicted model, not a curated record. NCBI's taxonomy places the organism in Eukaryota, Metazoa, Arthropoda, Insecta, Lepidoptera, Nymphalidae. Gene Ontology annotation, cellular component: nucleus; cytosol. Bases 133 to 2946 code for a protein of 937 amino acids. Gene Ontology annotation, molecular function: protein phosphatase binding; protein phosphatase regulator activity.
UGUCGGGCGCUGGUUGUCAUUGCAGGAAAAGGAUCGUUGCAUUUCUACCCUAAAACGCUGGAAUUCUUUAAAAUUUAAUGCUUUUCUAUGGAUUUAGUAUAAUCAAAAACGUUGUACUUAUUAAUUUUAAUUAUGUUCUGGAGCGCCAAUUAUAUAGUAGUUAGGGAGUUGAAGUGUCUCUUAAAAGAGGAGAACGUUACGUUAACCCAAGUCUUAGAGGCGGAUGACAUUCUCCAAGAAUGCAAAGCAGACAACAAAGAUUUAAUACAGUUUUUAACAAGACCAGACAUACUUGCUGAGCUAAUAACUCUUAUCACAGAGGAACCACCAAAAAAUGUUGAGCUCUCAUCGCAAUACAGACACGCCAACAUAGCCAGCGAGGUUCUCACAAGCAACCUAUCUAUGCUGAGGGACCGGUUAUCUAUGGAAGCCACUCAGAUGAACAGGCUUUGUGACUUUGUGAAUAAGGAUCCUCCGUUAAAUCCACUGCUGGCUUCUUACUUCAGCAAGACUAUAGAAAUGUUGCUUGAGAGGAGUCCAAAGCAGGACUGGUACCUGCAUCACAUAGUGUGCCUGCAUGUGUUGGACAUGUUCAAGUCACGGCGGGACUUCCUGCCUAACCUGCUCCGCCACAUAUCCACGUCAGCCAUUUCAGACACUUUCAAUUGCUUCUUACAUCUCGGCAGCCCUUUCAAUAAGAUAAUAUUGGAGUGGCUGGACGAGCACCAGUUCCUGGAGAGCCUCAUACAGAUCAUCUGCGGCACGUACGACCACGAGGAGGCGCUGGCGGCGACCACGCCCGCGCCGGAGCUAGCGCCGGAGCCCACCACGGAGCCCGCGCCUUGCAAGCUGGACUCCAACCACAAUGCCGAGGCCGACACCGCGCCCGCGCCGCCGCCUGAGGUGGGCGACAGCAAGACGCCAGCGGCCGACACCAACGGCGAGACCGACGCCCUCGCCGCCGACGAGCCCAGCGCGGCCGAGCGCGAGGCGCGCGCCGAGCGCCUGCGGGGCGUGGCCGCCGCCAACGCCGCCGCGCUGCUGUGCGACAUCGCCGUGGACGCCUCGUCCGUGGACCCCUUCAACAACGAGUGGUACGCGGGGCGGGCCGUGGCGGCGCGCCUGCGCGGCGAGGAGGCGGUGCGGCGCCUGCUGCAGGGCGUGUUCACGAGCCCGGCGCGCGCGCGCCGCCCCGCGCUCGUGCACGCCUGCCGCCUGCUGCUGGCGCUGCUGGCCGCGCCCGCCGCGCCCGCCGCGCCCGCCGCGCCCGCCGCGCCCGACGGCGCGCAGGCGGGCGAGGCGUGCGCGGAGCACGGCGCCGUGGAGCGCGCCGUGGCGCCGCACCUGCCGCUGCUGCACCACGCGCUGCUGCGCGACGCGCCGCGCGGGCCCAGCGCGGGCGCGGGCGAGGCCGCGGAGGCCACGACGGUGGGCGCGGCGCGGGUGGCCGUGGCCACGCUGCUGGCGCGGCUGGCGCUGUCGGAGGUGGACGACGUGCCCACGGCGCUCAUCAGCCUGGGCACGGCGGGCGUGCUGGUGGACAUGCUGUUCGAAUUCCCGCACAACAACUUCCUGCACGCGCAGGUGUGCGCGCUCGUGCGCAACGCGCGCGCCAACCGCCGCUUCUCGCACCGCUACACCGCGCACUUAAUAGAAGAAUGUAACCUGCUAACGAGAUUGAUGGAUGCGUUUGAAGAAAAUGAAGACAAAUGCGGCGGCGGCGUGCGCGCGGGCUACAUGGGCCACGUGGUGGGCGUGCUGCGCGCGCUGGACGCGGCGCCGCCCGCGCUGCCCGCCGCGCUGCAGCGGCGCUGGGACGCCUUCCGCGAGCGCAGCCUGCGGCCCCUGCUGCAGCGGCACGACACGCCGCUCGGCGGUGUCCAUCCGCGGGAGAACAUGUAUGAGGUGGGCGCCAACAUCCAGGAGCACAUGGACAGCAUGGCCGACACGCUGGAGGACAGCUAUGACUUCAACGAGACGGCAGCCAGCUUCGAUGAGGGUGCGGAGGUCUGCGAGCCGCUUGCCGAGCCGCUCGCCGAACCGCUCGCCGAUGAAACGCGUGAAGAACAAAUGGACAGAAUGCAGCAGAAUAAAACGAACUAUUUCCUGGAGCUACUCAAGACAAGACGUUCCAUGUUCGAUGACGAGCUGUGGGACGACGCCGAGCCGGCGCCGCACUCGCUUCAGCACGACUCGCCGUGGGAGGGCGCGGGCGGCGGCGCGGGCGGCGGCGAGGAGGGCUGGGCGCAGUUCGACGCCUUCGCGGAGCCGGCGCCCCCGCCGGACCCCUUCGCGCCCGCGCCGUACUGGACGCCGCCCGCCGAGUCGCAAAGCCAAAGUGGCCUAGAGCGAGGGCAGAACGCGCCGGCCGGCAGCUCCGAGGACGAGUUCAUAGACUCGCUCAAGAUGCUGGCGCAGAAGAUGUUCACCGCCUUCCAGAACAUGCCGCCCGAAGACGCCGCCGCGCUGGCGCUCGGCGACUUCCCCCUCGGCGACGCCCAGGCGCGGCCGCUGGCGUCCCGAGACGCGCUGCACUCUGGGCGGGCGCCCGGAGCUCUCGACCCCGAACACGAAGCUAGAGAUCCUUUGGAAGAUUCCGACGGGGAAAGUUCCCGCGAAAAUACGGAGGAAAACUCCAAUGUUCAAAACCCCCCGUCGAAUAUUCCCGACGAAACCGGCAAUGUUCAAAACGACUUAUCGAAUGCUCUUGAAGAAAACCCCAAUGUUCGAAACCUCCCAUCGAAUGCUUUGGAGGGAAACCCAGAUGAACAAAAUUCUACCCUAAAUAUUGAAGAAAAUCCUAAUGUACAAAAUUCCCCAAUGGAAAGUGAUGCGACAAAUGUCCAGGAGUCCCAAAGCCCUUCGCCUAGUAUCCCGGAUGCCCCGAAGGAUUCCCCUCAUUCCCCCGAGGCCCUCGAGUCGCGCGCGCCUCCCGCCGAUAGGUGAUCGUUCCCCCCCGCGCCCGCCGCGCCGCCCCCCGGCACCCCGUUCCUAAUCCGCGAUUUCAACGUUACCCACUACUGAACACCCGAUGCUAACUGACAUGGAGCCUUGACUGAAAGUUUGUAACUGAAGCGUCCGUUGAUCCGUGCCGGAACACCAAAAUAUACUUUUGACGUCUCCACACUGUGACCGCCGCCAAAUCUAAUAACCACCGUUUACCCAAAGAGUUGCACUCGAGGCUCAUUUCGUAGCGGGCAACGCACGAACUUAUUGUAUGCGUGCUCGCAGAUCUAUCAGGGAUGUGCACGUAGAGCGGGCCGGGCGCGGAGGCCUAGCGCGCGGGCGAGCGGUCAUGCGAGGCCUGCAGCGGGCGGCGCGUACACUCGGAAGGCGAACGCGCGCUCUCGGCGCGAUGGCGCAUCCGACGAAUAGUCCAAUGCGGAAGAUAUUCGGUGAGACGUUUCAUACCUCAGAAUGUUAUUGUAAUAGUUCAGACGGCGUAGAGUGAUUUUUAAAUGUAUAUGUAUACACUGUAUGUAUAUAUUAUGUAACAAGUUGAUCUGUGAUUACGGGAACGUACAUUUUUAUCACAAUUUUUCAUUUGAAAUUUUACUGUACAUCUAUUUUUUAUUUUCUUAGCUAACUUCUAUUUUUUACACAUUUCCCGAUGACGAAUAGACAUUCAAUGAAAUAGGGCUCUAAGAUAAAAUAAAUGUUACAAAAUAACGGUCCAUUGAAAAUAAUUAUGCUAUUUGAACUUUGUAACCACUAGGUAAUUUACUAGGGUAUCGAUAUAACUACAUUUUAAAUAAUCUAUUACCAAAAAUUGGAUCUUCUGCUAAGAUUACAUUUCAAUAAGAGUUUAAUAAUAAUAUUAUACAAGCCUUCGAACGCGACGACGUUGACGCGCAGUGGACUGCGCGUGGAAACAUCUUCAUGUGCGAAGGCCCUUUAGGUGGGAUUUUCGAGGUUUCUUAGCGCGAAGAAUUAUGGGAACAAUGACGUUCCUACGGAGAAAAUGAUGUUUUUGUAUAAGUGAGAGAGCUUAAAAGUAAUCGUAGAUGUAAUGACGAUGUACUGUGAUGUCGGAUGCGUGUACAUAGCUAGCGCCGUGUAGAUAGCCUCUGCGCCGCUGCUGGGACGCUUCGCGGAGCUGCUUGAUACUCCAUCGGAACCUUGUCGCCGGUGCUCCUAGACUGCGACAGCUUAGUUCCAGAUGGUCCGUAGCGGUAACUCCCAAGAAUUUACAUAAAAUGUGUCUCAAGCACCUCCCGAAAUCUCCCACUGAGGUCAACGUUCAGAUUUGAUAGUGUCGAUACAAAAAUCAAUUAAUUAAUAGAUAUCCUGGCGCUGUAUCCGUCGCCGUGUCUUAUUUCCAGUGAUUUUAAUUGUAAGUAAAUUUUAUUCGAUGUUAUUCGGCAGGUUAUCUCUAGUGAUCUUACACGUGUUCAAUAUAUUCGAUGUAGCUGCAUGCGACGGCUUGGUGCGGCCGCGGCCGAGGCGCGGGACUCCUUAUAGAUACAAUUCAGGGAAUUCUGAUACUUCUCGUCCAAUUGGUAAUUGGUCCAUUUGGCCGAAUAAUAAUGAAUUCUAUAAAACAGUUUUUUCACUCUCCGCGGAUUUAAAUUCAAAUUCAAAAACUGUCGCGUUGACAGUAAAAUCCGCUGUCAACUUAACAUUUUUGUAUGAGACGCGGAUGUUUGUUGUUUCGGUCUCGCUGUUAAUGAAAUAUUAUUUUGAGUAGUAUUAUAACUUCUUACGUGAAUCGUAUGUUUCUACUCCAAUUUGUAUUCGCGAAGUGUUCACUUGAAUAGUGUCGCGAGAGGUUCAGAGAAUAAUAACGUUUUAUACCUGACUACGGUGCCUUUAUUUGUGAUACUUACGCGCGUAGAAUUCAACAAUUUAUACUGAACUUCACUAUGAUCACUAUUUUGCACUUCCAUUAUUCACUGUCUAUAUGAAAUCGCCUUGAGUAAAAAUAUUUAAGUUAAGAAUUUAUUUUAGCUGUUGUUUGACACAUGUUCUAUCUUCUUUCAUAACAUAUUAUAGCAGUUCUAUAUCUUUCUCUGUCUUCUGCAGUGCUGUCUCUCCGGCACUGACUAGCCUACCUACACAAAAUGAAUUUUGCGCGACACUAGUUUCUGAUGCGCGAUUUGUUUCAUAGGAAUCAUAUCGAAUAAUAUAAUAUCAGUGAACAUAUCGAUAUCGUAUUAUAUCGAGGCGAUACAUCCGCUGUGGGCUCGCGAUAUAUCGAGUCGCAGAUACGUUGAUUAGUAAGCGAUUUAUUAUUAUGUAUUGUUAAAGUGAAGUAUUAAAGUAUUAUGUCGUGCAUAUGCAAAUGUUAUUUGUUGAAGCAAAAAAAGAAACGCAAGGUGUUUUGAGUAACUAUCAAAAAAUGUACUUUAUAUUAUAUUUGGUUAUAAUAUUGAAAUUAGAGUAUACAAUAAAUGAGAUAAUGUUACGGUUUUAAAGUGGCCAUCACUUCAAUACCAACUCUGGUGGUCUUAUUUUGUUUUAUUGUUAUUCUUGACAAAUAUUCCAAUAAUUUAAAUAAUUUUAAAAUUAAUAUUCUAGAAUCAAAAUGCUGACCGCAUUUUCGUAUUGAACAGCCAAGCUGAUUCUUUGGCUAACAAAUGCGACAGCCUUCUACCAGAAAAGGCAAUAAACCCGAUUGAAAUGUCUGGGUCAAAGUUCGAUCUGGAAAUUAUAUGAAAUGCCAAAUAGGUCCACAGAAUUAAGAACAUAUAGAAACCGUGUACACGACUUAUAUUGCAAGGCAUCAAAAACCGCUCCACGUUAUUAGUGUUUCUCGUACAAGCGGUUCGUCACUUCAUUCCAUUGAGCAGUUG